Messenger RNA from Cucurbita moschata (crookneck pumpkin), 1003 nucleotides. Its product is annotated as pectinesterase inhibitor 6-like. Gene Ontology annotation, biological process: negative regulation of catalytic activity. The record is from RefSeq and is a predicted model, not a curated record. Gene Ontology annotation, molecular function: enzyme inhibitor activity. NCBI's taxonomy places the organism in Eukaryota, Viridiplantae, Streptophyta, Magnoliopsida, Cucurbitales, Cucurbitaceae. Bases 175 to 954 code for a protein of 259 amino acids. The transcript has a single exon.
CAAAAGAGAUACCAAAUUUUCCUAGAUUUCCUUUGUUCCAAAGUUCACGAGAACUCAACUACCAUUCACAUGUUUUUCACCUUCCUAACUUAUUUCAGCUCACCACUACCUCUUCAAUGCAUUCACCAUCCCCACGCCUAAUGCAUAGCAAACACCCACAAAAAGCUGUUUCAAAUGAACUUUCCAAGCCACCCCCAAUACCCUUUUUCUCACUAUAUAAACUCAUUAAUCUCCACAUUAACUUCAAUCAAAUUCACAAAUCAAAACAGUAUCCUGAGUUCAUAUGAAUUAAAUCUUCCAUUACCACGUACCUUUUUCGCUCUUUCCAGCCCUCCACUUCUCUCAGACAUUUCGUCGAACAUGUUGCGUGCACCCACUUCAAGAACCUCAAUCGUCACCCUUUUAGCCUUCAUUUCAAUUCUUCCAUGGCUGACACACUCAGCCCAAACGAGCUACGUCCAAGAAGCGUGCAGCGUAACACUACACCCAGAUCUCUGCAUCCGUUCGCUGUCCCCAUUUUCAAGCACCGCCAAGCGAAGCCCUACAAAGUGGGCAAGGGCGAGCGUGUCGGUGACGAUAACUGAAGCCAAAGCCGUGGCGAGGUUCUUGGUGAGGCUGAAGAACAACAGACGUAUGAAGGGAAGAAACAGGGCUGCAGUUUCGGACUGUGUGGAGGUCUUUGAAGACGCCAUUGAUGAGCUUCACAGGUCACUUGGGGUUCUUAGAAGAUUGAGUAGGAGCAAGUUCGACGCACAAAUGGGGGAUCUGACGACGUGGGUUAGCGCUGCUCUGACAGAUGAAGAUACUUGCGUGGAUGGAUUCGAAGGGGAAAGGGGAAGAUUAGUGAAUUUGAUACGGAAUCGUGCGGUGAAGGCUACUUAUAUUACCAGUAAUGCGCUCGCUUUGGUUAACAAAUUGGCUGCCUCUGGUUUUGAAACUGGCCCCAAUCUAUGAAGAACGCCAUGGAAAUGGAGAUCAUAUAUAGUAUAUAUAUUUUGCCACU